Molecule: messenger RNA, 1431 nt
Organism: Orbicella faveolata
Lineage: Eukaryota; Metazoa; Cnidaria; Anthozoa; Scleractinia; Merulinidae
Product: 1-phosphatidylinositol 4,5-bisphosphate phosphodiesterase beta-1-like
Biological process (GO): release of sequestered calcium ion into cytosol; phosphatidylinositol-mediated signaling; G protein-coupled receptor signaling pathway
Cellular component (GO): cytoplasm
Molecular function (GO): phosphatidylinositol-4,5-bisphosphate phospholipase C activity
Source: RefSeq, a predicted model, not a curated record
UGGGGAUUCUACAACAGACUGUGUGACAGAAAAGACAUUGACUCAAUAUUUGCUGAAAUUGGUGCAAAAAAGAAACCUUAUCUCACAGUGGAUCAACUGGUGGAGUUUCUCAACAAUGAGCAAAGGGAUCCGCGGCUUAAUGAAAUCCUCUUCCCCUACUGCACAAGUGAGAAGGCUCAAGCUAUCAUUGACAAGUAUGAGCCAAACAGAGAUUUCACAAAGAAGGGGCAUUUUUCAGUUCAGGGUCUCACCAGAUAUCUUAUGAGUGAUGACAAUUUUAUUAUCAACCAUGAUCGUCUGUCGCUUUAUCAAGAUAUGUCAAGACCCUUAUCACAUUAUUUUAUCAACUCGUCACACAACACAUAUCUAACAGGUGAGAUAUCUGAGGAAGUUUUUGAAGUUUANUAACAGCAGGCUAAAAUGGCAGCAUACUGUGUUAAUAUCUUCGGAGAUAUGCUUCUUGACAAGCCCUUGGAUGACUUCCCACUAGAAGAAAAGAAACCUCUGCCACCUCCAAAAGCGCUUUUGAGAAAAAUAGUGAUCAAGAACAAGAAAAGGACAACAAGGCGAGAAGAAGGGGUUGACACUGACAAGAAUCCAAUAGAGAGCACCCCAGUGAUCAGCCCUGAAGGCAGAGUGGAAGGAGUUAAUGAAGAUAUACCAACUGAAAAUGGAAACAAUAACAUUACAGAUACUGAAAAAGUAGAUCAAGAUGAAGUUGCCCCUGAGGUAGAACUCUCUGCCCUUGUGAACUACAUAGAGCCAGUGCACUUUAAAAGCUUUGAGCAUUCUGAGAAGCUCAACAGGAGUUUUGAGAUGUCAUCAUUUGUGGAAACAGGGGCUACAGCCAUACUUAAAGAAAGUCCAGUAGAAUUUGUCAAGUAUCCUUUAAUAUGCGUAAUCUCUGGCCAGUGGCUGUCUGACAAGAAGGUUGGCACAUACGUAGAAGUGGAUAUGUACGGUUUGCCUGCAGACACCAUCAGAAAAAAAUACAAAACUAAAAUAGUACCAAAUAAUGCCAUUAAUCCUGUGUAUGAUGAAGAACCUUUUGUGUUUAAGAAGGUUGUUCUACCCAGUUUAGCAGUUCUAAGAAUAGCUGUCUAUGAAGAAAGUGGGAAACUCAUUGGCCAGAGAAUACUACCAGUGGUUGGUCUUAGUCCAGGUUAUCGCCACAUAAAGCUCCGCAACGAGUCAAAUCAACCCCUUUGCCUACCAACAUUGUUUGUCCAUAUUGUUACAAAGGACUAUGUGCCAUCUGGCUUUGAAGGUGUGUGUCUUGUUCCUCUAGUUACUUUCUCAGUUUGGGUAACAGGUACCAGUUAAUAUCGACAUCCUAACACCAAGAAAUGACAUGAACUUGCAGAUUCCAUUCCAAAAAAGUGCUAAGUAACAUGUCACAAUCAGGGGUUUCAUUAAGGGGGGGGAGGGAUC